GCACAAGCAGCUCUUUAGAGCUGCUGCUUCGCGGAAGGGCGGGAGCCUGCUGGGUUCAGGCGGCUGCCGCCGGGCUGUUUGCCCGCUUGCUCGGGCGCGGGGUAUGGCGGAGGCGGCGCUGCCGAGCUCAGGUACAUUAAAUCCAGAUGCAACUGACUUCAUUCCAAGGGAAAGGCAAACAUGCAGUCUAAAUUGGAGCAAUCAGUCCAGAUUUGAAAUGGAUCGGGAUUCGAGCAGAAACAUUGUACCACCUCCUGUUCAACCUAGACACAGUAAAUAUGAAGGCUGUUCUGCAGAUCAGCGUAAUUUUUAUAGUCCAGAGAACCAACGUAGAUUUCAGCCAGAUUCUUCACUGUUCAGCAGUAUGGGUAAAACUAAAGGCCGCAACUUUCAUGGUCAGCGAUUUCAAAGAUCAAGGAAUGAUAGAGGACAUGGCAAAAAUCAGAUAAAGCAAACACCUGCUGAGAGUUCAGAAGACCCUGAAUGUUUAGAUACUAGCCUGGCUCCAGGAAGGAGGAUGAAUCCUAGGAACUAUCAUGACUUUUCUUCAGAUAGUGAAAAGGAGGUUGCUACUGUAGAGAACAGAGGAGCAAAGCCAAAGAAGACAUAUUUGAUGCAUUCACGUGGAAGAGGAUUGAAAGAAAAAGAAAAACAUCCUCCUGAACGGGAUAAAAGAAUAGCUUCUAAAUGGAAAGAUGAAGCCUUUGACUACAUACCAGUGGUAGAUCUGACUCAGUCGGACUCUUCUGAAGCAUCUCUUGGAAAAGCAGUUUCUGAUGGCUUUUCUGACAAUAGCAUUGCAAGGAGAAGAUAUCCUUUUGCAAACAAACAUUUUAGAGAGCCUAUGCGGAAUAAAGAGACUGGCAAAAGGCAAGAGAUGCCCCGGAGCAAAAAUGUGAAACAUGUUAAGAAUGCAUCCCUUCCACAUCCUCCCAAAGAGCGCACCAAUGAGAAGAGGAAAGAAUCUGUGCUGCAUGAAAGAGGUCCAAACUUUGUGAGUUUGACACAGACAAAGCCAACAAUUGACGCAACUGCACAUGGUGGAAGAAAACCUCUCCUUCAAGAAGGAUAUAAAAGCAGGCGCUGGAAAAAGCAAAAUGAUGCACCAAAGAACAAAGAAACUCAUACAGGGUCCCUGAUAGAGCAGCUUACCUCAGAGAUGUAUGAAUGUAUGGUAUGUUGUGAGGUGAUCCGUAUGGUAGCCCCAGUGUGGAGCUGUCAGAAUUGUUAUCAUGUAUUCCACUUAAGCUGCAUUAAGAAGUGGGCAAGAUCGCCAGCGGCACAGACUGAAGAUGGCAAUAGUGGUUGGCGAUGUCCUGCUUGUCAAAAUGUCUCGUCACAAGUUCCUAAUAUUUACACCUGUUUUUGUGGCAGGGUAAAAAACCCUGAAUGGAAUAGAAAUGAAAUACCACAUAGCUGUGGAGAACUCUGCAGAAAGAAAAGAUCUGCUCAGGACUGUCCACAUUUAUGUAAUAUUCUCUGUCACCCAGGACCUUGCCCAUCAUGCCCUGCUUUUAUGACCAAAAAAUGUGAAUGUGGACGUACAAGCCAUUCAGUUCGCUGUGGGCAUUCUGCUGCAAUUCAGUGUACUAAUAUGUGUGGGAAUGUUUUGAAUUGUGAUAAACAUAAUUGUACCCAGAUAUGCCACUCGGGAAAAUGUCAGCCAUGUGAAUUGACUAUAAAACAAGUGUGUUACUGUGGGAGAUCUUCUCGGGAAGUGUUAUGUGGAACAAGUGAAGAACACUUCUCCUGUCUGAGAACUUGUGGCAGAAAAUUAUCCUGUGGAAUGCACAACUGCGCACAAGUCUGCCAUCCUCAAUCUUGCCAGCCUUGUCCACGUCUUCCACAAAUAGUGCACUGUUGCCCUUGUGGGCAGACAUCUCUUAGCAAAUUAUUAGAACUGGGGUGUAUGGAACGUAAACUCUGCACGGAUCCCAUCCCAUCAUGUGGAAGAACAUGUGGCAAACCUCUACCUUGCAGUAGCUAUGAUGCUGUCCAUACAUGUGAAAACCUCUGUCAUGAAGGAGAAUGUGGACUAUGUUCUCGCAUGUCAAAAAUUUGCUGCAGAUGUGCCUUAAAAACAAAGGAAGUUCCCUGUGCCUCUCUCAAAAAUCAAGUUGAAGUAGCAUUUUUGUGUGACAAGCGAUGCAGCAAGAAACUGUCAUGUGGACGACACAAGUGUAAUGAUAGUUGCUGUGUGGAUAAAGAACACAAAUGCUCUUUGAUUUGUGGCCGCAAACUCAAUUGUGGUAUUCAUAGAUGUGAAGAACCUUGUCACCGUGGCAAUUGUCAGAAAUGUUGGCAGACCAGUUUUGAGGAAUUAACUUGCUAUUGUGGUGAAUCUGUGAUUUACCCUCCAGUACCUUGUGGUACUCGACCACCAGAAUGUAAAAAUUCAUGUACUAGACCUCAUGAAUGUGACCAUCCAGUAUAUCAUUCCUGUCAUAGUGAAGAGAAGUGUCCACCGUGCACAUACCUUGUUCAGAAAUGGUGUAUGGGAAGGCAUGAAUUGCGGAACAAUAUUCCUUGUUACCUCACUGACAUCUCCUGUGGUCUUCCCUGUGAUCGGAUGUUAAAAUGUGGAAUGCACAAAUGCAAAAGAAUCUGCCACAAAGGGGAAUGCCUCAUAGAUGAAGAGUGCAGACAGCCAUGUACUAUUCUUAGACUUCACUGUAAUCAUCCUUGUAUGUCUCCGUGUCAUCCAUCUUUACCUUGUCCUACAACAUCUUGCAGUGCAAAGGUUGAACUUCAGUGUGAAUGUGGAAGAAGAAAGGAGACUAUGAUUUGUUCAGAAGCAUCCAGUACUUAUCAAAGAAUAGCUGCUAUCUCCAUAGCUUCUAAAUUAACAGAUCCGCAACUUGGAGAUUCAGUGGAGAUUAGCAGAUUGAUUACCAAAAAGGAAAUGAAGCAAACCAGACUGCAGUGUGAUGAAGAAUGUUUAGCUCUUGAAAGGAACAGGCGGUUUGCUGAGGCUCUUCAUAUUGAUGACAGUUCUGAUCCUUUCAAUGUUCGUGCUUCUGCUCCCAAGUACAGUGACAUCUUAAAAGAGGAUGGAAGAAAAGAUUUAAAGUUUGUCAGUGAAAUUGAGAAAGAAAUGAAAGCCCUUAUAGAAGCUGUAAAUAAGAGCAAGCAUACAAAGAGGAGUCAUUGCUUCCCACCUAUGAACAGAGAACAUCGCAGAAUCAUCCAUGAGCUUGCUCAGGCUUAUGGCAUAGAGAGUGUGAGCUAUGAUAACGAACCAAAGCGCAAUGUUGUUAUCAGUGCGGUGAAAGGGAAAUCAGUUUGCCCGACAGUUUCUCUGACUUCGCUGCUUUCCAAGGAGAGGCAGACCAGACCCCCUCCACCCAUUCCUCAUCACAAACAAUCAGAGAAGCACGGGAAUAGCAGCCUAGACAGAGGAUUCAAAGAGGAGCCAGUGAUUGACUACUUUGAUGUACAGGACUGAAGAGAUGAUUAUAAAAUUAUGCUGUUGAAAAGUGAAAGUGAAGCUGCUGGUGUGUUCAGGACCAUUUUUGUCAAAAUUCAUUCUAUUUAACGUAUGCGGAGUUCAUCAUGAAAACAGCAGAUGAAAAUAAAUUGUUCAUCAGAUUUUAAUCCUCCAUAAAUGGUGAUAAAUGUGUUGCUGGCUUGGGGUAGAUGAGUCUAUUUGCUGUUGGAAUGUGGUGAGAGUUGUACAUGUGCAUCUGCAACCAGCAUCUGCCUUUCUAAACUUGGAGUAGUUCGUAACAGUGAAACAUUAAUAGGUGGUAUCCAAGGCAUUCUGCUGCAUAGCAUAAGCAGGUUAUUUCUCAUCUGAAUUUAUGAAGUCAUUAAUAAUUUUUAGUUGAAAGGAACAAGUAAUUUAGUUAUUACUAGCAGACUGGAAAUGACGAGUUAAGAUUAUAUUGAUGAUCCAGAUGAACUGAUCAAAAGCCAUUUUUAAAUCCUAAUAUGAUUCAAAGGAUUGCCCCAUGGCAGUUGCAACUCCAUGAAUCUUGUCAGUGAUAGAAUUGGUGAGUCUCAGUUUGUAUUCACUGACAAUUAGUUUCUAAUGACUGACAAUUAGUUUCUAAUGUUUAGUUCCCUCUGCCAUAAAUCCCUCUUCCCAAUCCUUGAUAUUCUUAAGUGGUGAAUAUAUGGAUCUGAAGAGAGCCUUCCAUUUUACUUGCAGCUCUUUUUAAUGGAAAAUUGUCUGACUUCAGUUAUGCUAUGCAUUAAGGAUGUGCUUGUGACAGAAAAAAAAUAAAAAUAAAAAUCAGUUGCAUUUGUAGCAGUUCUUUCUAGUGCAGGAAGAGCCUGUAGUCAGGCAACAGUUGAAUAUGCCUGUUGCAUUUGAAGUGAAAUAUAAACUUCUUUUGGCCAACGCAGCAUCCUCUUCAAGACCUGUCAUUUUUGCUAACUUCAUUUCCUACUAUAAGAGUCAGGCACAUUCACACCAGACCCUGGGUCACCUUCUCUUUGUUUCACGAGAGGGCUUGCACACUUCUCCCCUUGCUGAAAAUAUAACGUAGGAAGGGUGUUAAAUGAAUGUAAUAUUGAGUCAACCAUGUUUUGGUAUCAGUCUGUACUUUUCCUUCCAUAAAAAGUCCAAUGCAGCAUUUUAUCAGGAUGUAGGACUCCCAGAAGAGACCUUGCUUACUUGUAUCCGAUUUAUGCUGGUCACCCUUGAGCAGCUGCUGGGAUUCAUGUGUUCUGAGGACCCACCACUAACUCUUGCUCUGGCUCAAUGGGAAGGAUUGGCUCAGCCCACAAACACUAGUGUGUAGUCCCCUUCCCUUGUCAUUGCAGUUGAUAUGUUGCCAAGUGUGUGUCUCUCUUUGCCACUUCUGCAUCUAGUGCAGGCCUGCUCAACUUCAGCCCUCCUGCUGAUGUGGCCUACAACUCCCAUAAUCCCUGGCUAUUGGCUACUGUAGCUGGGAAUGAUGGGAGUUGUAGUCCCAAAACAGCGGGGUGGGGGGCACCAAAGUUGAGCUGGUCUGGUCUAGUAACAGCAGGCCAGUAACUGUAACCUUGCCAGCAACUGCCUGCCAUGUUUCUUAUCCCUACAGUGCCCCAUAUUGUGUAAUGCUAUGUAGGGCACUGCGAGGAGAUGUGCGAUGGGCAUCAGCUGCCUGGUGAAAUGCUGCUACUGGCCUGCCACUACCAGAUGCAGUAGGGAAUUUUAAAAAGUUAUCUCUACUGGCCCACAGAAGGGUACUAAGCAGAAGGCACUCUGCCUAGAGUGCCCUGAAACCUGAAGCUGAUCCUGGACUUAUGAGUACCUACAAAAAUAAAUUCUGAGUACAUUAUCACUUAAAUGAUGGGAGUGACUUUAUGGUCUGUCUUAAGACUGAAAAUUUAUAGAAGAGCAAUGGGUAGAUCAGCAAUCCUAGUAGAACCUUUAAGAGACUCUGCAUAGGGUUUAGAAAACAUGACCUGAAAUAGAUUUUUACCUAUUAUUUGACCUCUCCCCACAUUGAUUUACUGUUCAUGUACAAAGCAAUAUAUUUGUACUAGCCCAUUACAAUAUAACAUUAUCUUGACAUAUAUUUUGUGCAUUUAAAAUAAUGUUGGUAAAUGUCUAAAAAGGGUGUCUUUUGUUUCACACGAUUUAAUAUAUGCACGUUUAUCAACAAAAUGCCUAAGAAUUUAGGAUAAUUUUGACUUCAAAGGGAAGAUGUGCACACGCGCAUACUCCUAUUCUAUACAUGUAGUAGAGGUGUGCUACAGUCAUGUCAGACAGUUGGCUUCCUUCAUGGUACAGAUUUUGUGCACACAAAGCAGCUGCUGCUUCUCCCCCCAAGCAUACAUAGGAAGCUGCUAUUCCCAGAUGAGCCAACAUAUAUAUAUGAAUGCAGAAUGGAUCCAUCACAGCCCAGUAGAUGUGGAGUCUAGUGACCAUUUCAAUAUCAAUCUGCAACAUCUUGACACAAAGAUGAGGAUGUACGUUUCCAUCCAUCAUGUGAUUUGGACAGUUUCCCCAUCUAUAGAUGUUUACAGGUGCUACUGCAAGUUGUACUAGUGUGUGUGGGUACACUGAUACACAGAUUAUUAGACUGUCUCCUGAUUAGGGCUCAUAAGCACAGAAAUAUGUUUUCAUCAUUCGUACUUAGCAAUUUUUGUUUGUGGAUAGUAGUUUUUGAAGUGAUUGGUCUUGCUGUUGCUUGGUGGGAAAAUGCUACAUCAAGUUGUAGCAUUAAGUUGAUGUUGAACUACAUUACGUUGAUGAACUACAUUAAAUUGAUGUUUCCCUUUGCCGUUUUUGCAACAUCUUUGUAUCUCUUAUUUGGAACUGACUCUCCGCUAGUGUUUUGAAAUGCAAGUCGUUCAUUUCUGAUUUGAUUUCCGCUCUUUUUGGUAACCUAAUGGAGAAAGAGAGAAGACUGUUUAGGCCCUAGAACAAGUUUUACACUGUGUUCUGCACUUAUGAACAGGGCGAUUUGAAUAUGCAAACAGUGCAGAUAAAUUUCAGGAUUGAAGUCUACUAAUAAUUACAUAUAUUCAAAACUGCUCUGAUUACUCAGUGCUAUGUAUGUAUGCAUCUGUCUCUGUGUAAUCUGAACUGUAAGUUGUGAAAAUUGCUAUGGAGACCAUUCCUUAUGCUGUUUCUCAUGAUGGAGUGAAAGAAUAAUUAUCUAAGAUUUGUUUUUCAUACCUUUUGUGGAAACUUUACAAACACACACACAACCUGCUUGCUUUCAAGUUCAAUGGUGUAAUAAAUGAUUUACUUUAUAAAUCUGUAAUAUAAAUCUGUAAUAAAAAUCAAAGUUCA
Messenger RNA from Hemicordylus capensis (graceful crag lizard), 6730 nucleotides. It is a transcript of the gene NFX1, whose product is annotated as nuclear transcription factor, X-box binding 1. The record is from RefSeq and is a predicted model, not a curated record. The transcript has 24 exons. Gene Ontology annotation, biological process: negative regulation of transcription by RNA polymerase II. Gene Ontology annotation, cellular component: nucleus. Lineage: Eukaryota; Metazoa; Chordata; Lepidosauria; Squamata; Cordylidae. Gene Ontology annotation, molecular function: DNA-binding transcription factor activity, RNA polymerase II-specific; RNA polymerase II transcription regulatory region sequence-specific DNA binding; zinc ion binding. The coding region runs from base 104 to 3445 and encodes 1113 amino acids.